AUGGACCCCUUUUGGGACCGUGGUGGAAAUUUAUCAGUACCAGCGCGUUGGGAGGACAGAAAUCUACGCAACUAUUUGAACAAACCUGGUAUCGAAAAAGCAAGUCGAUGGAUCGGAGGUAUAUAUGACUACGUGUCAAAAGCUUGGAAGUGGGGCGGCGAAUUGAAGGAGAUGCAUUACCAGUCUUUUAGCAAGAUGAAGAAGAUGACACCAGAAGAUCUACAGUUCCACUGCAUUGCUAUGACGCCCGAAUUACUCUACCGUUGGGCCGCCCGCAGCUGCUACGAGCCGCGCCAAUUUAUCUGCCAGACGAAACUCAGGAAAGUACCCAAGUCUAAACUCAAAGAACUACGACUUCGUUACCAACGGAUGGGUAAAAUCAACGAAAUAACAGCCCCCAGCGUUAGCAGAGAGGUCGACGACCCGCGAAUCAAUGACGUCACCAGUAAUCCUGUCAAAAACCCAAAAUCAUACGAUUUAAGACCCAGCCCUCUAAGAAAAUUGCCGAAACGACGGCAGCAUAAACUAAGGAAUAACAUGAAGACGUAUGACUUGAGACCGAGCGAGGUCAGGAAGCGAUCACGGCCCGACGUGCAGCGAAGACUGACUAGACCAUUCCCAGGUUACCAAUGGAACCGACGCGACCCCGAAGGCUCUUACCGACGAAACGCUGACAUUCUGCUAUCAGGACGGACUGGGCUAAGUCCACAACAAAUCAAAGUUCAUCUAUCUAGACUAGAACACCUACGAGACAGGCAACUAGCCAGACAGAAACGCCUCAGAGAAAAUGACGACUGGCUGGUAAACGAUCCGCCGGCGAUUGUCCACACUCACGCUAGGACAUAUACAGUAGACAAUAAUAUUAGUGCUCUCCAUCCGAAGACAAUAGUGGAGGAGUUUGACAUGUUACCACCGCCGCCACCGGCUGUCAUCCCACGCCCAGUACGCAAUAUUUGGUGA
Messenger RNA from Pieris macdunnoughi, 960 nucleotides. Lineage: Eukaryota; Metazoa; Arthropoda; Insecta; Lepidoptera; Pieridae. The record is from the annotation of a GenBank genome assembly.